AUGUUAGUGUAUCUGGAUCAAUCGAGUGCUUCAACUAACAUCAAGAAUUUGAAAAGUUAUUCAAAGAAAUCAGCAGAAAGACCAGAUGGUAAAGCACGUUCUGUUCUUCACACUGGUCAAUAUUUGGGAUUUGAAACUGUGUUUGUGAAACCCGAAAUUGAAGAGCACAGUCUUAUUUGUGAAGGAAAUCCAUUGGACGUAAAAUCUAUGGCUACUAAAAUUUUGUCUCAUAAAUCUGAUGGCAAGAUUUCAACGUGCAUGAUUGAAUAUGACCAGGACGCAAAGUUGGAAAUAAAGGAAGAAAUCAUCCAAGUUCAAGAGACAGUUGCAGGCCAGAAGAGUGAUGAAAAAUAUCAACCAAAAAUGUAUACGGCAUAUGUGAGGGAAGCUGAUAUUUUUGCUGGUAAGAAAAAAUUACCAGCCCAUACGAAGCAGAAAGUUCAGGGAUCGAAACUGGAAAAGAAUUACAGAUGCGAAAAGUGUGGACGAAGCUAUAAAAAUAAAUCUGAUUUGAAUCGUCAUAAAAGAUUUGAAUGCGGUGUCAUACCACAGUUUGCAUGCCACUUCUGCGCCAAGCAAUUUAAACUGAAUUCAAAUCUUCGACAGCAUAUAGUUCGCAUGCAUCAGAAAACGAAACAAAAGGCUUCGCAUACAAAAUAUAAUUAUAACUAAUGUCCUCGAAGUUACAAUUCCUCAAAUUCCUUAAAUUAACAUAACCGUUUAAAUCAUGCAGGAGUCACACCACACUUUAUAUGCGAUUAUUGUUCUCGUAAAUUAAAUAAAAAACGCGGAUUGUCAAAACUUCUUAAUAAGUAAUAAUUAUUGCGUACAUGGAUCCUUAAGAAAUUUCUCAUAGUAGUUUUAAACAGUCAAUUUCGAAUUUUAAUCGAUGUUUGUAUACAUUAAGUUAAAUUUUGUGGAAAUCACAACAAUACACUUCAUUGUACUUGUAAAAGGUUCUGGAAGAGUAAAUUUACUCUAGAUCGCUAUUGCCCUUAGUUACUUUGAUUCAAUAUCGAAUUCAUUUUUAUAUUUUUAUUUAGGUAUUCAAUAAAAAAUAGAAACAACCAUGCGUAUAUCCAUAUUAUCUUUUUAAUUUUUUGAC
This is a messenger RNA of Belonocnema kinseyi, 1105 nucleotides long. Its product is annotated as zinc finger protein with KRAB and SCAN domains 5-like. The transcript has 3 exons. Gene Ontology annotation, molecular function: DNA-binding transcription factor activity, RNA polymerase II-specific; RNA polymerase II cis-regulatory region sequence-specific DNA binding. Gene Ontology annotation, biological process: regulation of DNA-templated transcription. NCBI's taxonomy places the organism in Eukaryota, Metazoa, Arthropoda, Insecta, Hymenoptera, Cynipidae. The coding region runs from base 1 to 672 and encodes 223 amino acids. The record is from RefSeq and is a predicted model, not a curated record.